AAUCACAAUGUGCAAUAUUCAUGGAUUCCAGAUAUUUCAUACCAGAUGCAAUUUGGAUAAUAAAACUUAAACGGCUGCCAUAGCUGCGAAGAAUAGACACGAAUUGAGAUACGAAGAAAUGACAUCUUAAUACAUCAUUAAGAUAACAAGAAGAAAUAGUACAUAACGGACAACAUAGUUAUUACUUUGGAUGGAUGUAUUCCGCGAUGCGGUUUAACAAGCAAGAACUAUUGACUUUGGCUACACAACCUUCGCAGAAAUUUGAGAAAGAGGGUAUAUUAUACGUGCGUGAACGUCAAGAAGGCUUCUUUCGCAGAACUGAAAGUACAGGUAGAAAAUCAAACAACAAAUGUCAAAAGGGAAAAACACAUAAGACACUACGAGACUUCAGUUGCGUUACAGCCAGUACAAGUAAAGUAAGUUUGGAGAGAUGGUGCAGGUUGCGGGGGAACUUAUUAUUUUAUUUCAAAUCGCGGGACCAAUGGUCGGAACCAUUAGGUGUGAUAAUUCUCGAACAAUGUUUUGUUCGAGUGGAGCAACCGAGCAAUCAGAUUCCAUAUGGAUUCAGUAUAGUUUUCGACGGAGGUUUAUUCCAAGCAUUAGGUGCAAACUCAGCUGAGGAAAGAGACAGUUGGUUGCAAGCUCUUCAACUUGCUAGUUAUGAGUGCAUGCGAAGUCAAUUAUUAGCAUUGCAACAACGCAUAGAAGCAUUUAGUGGGCAUAAACACGAUACUGAUAUCCAUAUGUUACGCUUACAACGUGCAAUUUCAACAGAUCCUGCUGAAAUACCAAUAUGUGAAAUAUCAUUAGCAUGCGAUAAUCUUCUUUGUGAUGGUCACGGUCGACCACCUAAUCCUGUUCUAGAAAUAGAUGUGCAAGUGAAAAAUUCAAAAACUUGGAUAAAAUACGCGCGAACUGAAGUCGUAGAGCGAAGCAGCAAUCCCGGUUUCUUAACAACUGUAACCUUCCGAACAAGUGAUGGCCUAAGUACUGAAACGAAAGUAAGGAUAUCCGCGUAUGAUGUUAGGGAACGCGUAAGUCAAACAGCGACACCAAUUGGAAGCGCAAUUGUUACGUUGAAUACGAUUCAGGAUACACCUAGAUUAAGAAUACCUUUGAAGUCGACAAAAACAACAACAGUUGGUUUCUUAACAAUUAAUGUGUGGAAUUUAGAAGCAGAAGAUAGAGGAAAUAGCACAGAGAGUACUCCAUCGAAAGAAGCUUCUUCUGGAGGCAAUCACCAGAUACUUUCACACAGACGAUCCCAAUCAUUACCACCAAGAUUAGGAACGAAAAUCAAAUUACCGCAUCAAGGACAACUUAAGCUUCUUUUUGCCAAUCCAUAUAUACAAACAUAUAGAUUUCACUCUGGUUUAGGUGGAGAUAUUUGUGUACAUGAAAUUAUGGCAGAAAGUAAACUUUGUUUCCAAUUCCCACAACAUUUACUUGCAAUUUGGAUUCAAGAAGAAAAAGAGCUAUUGCAAGAAGUGGCCGGUAUGGGCGAAUUGCGAGAACCUUGGCAUACAAAGCAAGUAGAAUUGCUCGAUCGUCAUCUUCAUCUUUUACACCUUUAUUCUCAAGCUAAAGAGAAUUUGGCUGCAUUUAAAGGAAGUUAUUUCAAACGAUCAUCACGUAGGAAUGAUAGAACCCUUGAAUUUGCACCUGUUAACUUACAUCUUCAAAGAAUGUGGGUGCAUAAUGAUACUCUAAACAGAUGUGGAUUUUACGAUUUUAUUACUGUCGGAGCAUUUACCGCGCAUUCGCAUAAAAGUAAAAAUGGUGGACUCAUUAGGUUAUUACAAGCUUUAAAAGAAUCACCAACGCGUAAUAAUCAAUUGUACCAAGGAACGUCAAAAAUAAUUAUGGCACACGAUGCUAUUCAGGCGAUUAAGCAACUUAGACGAGAUGUUGUCGAUGCGAUGCGUGCUUUAAUGAAACUUGCAAAAGACAAACAAACCAGUGGAAUGUUACCAAUUUGCGAAGAUAUGAUUACAAAGACUAGAAUUUUGCUUAGUCUUUGGGAUCCUGGAUUGGUCGAGGAAGCAUUAACCUUUUUAGAGGAAUAUAAAGUAGCUAAGGUUCACGAAACAUCGAAUGAAAAUUCUCUCAAUUUAGAUUUUAAAACAAAUCAAUCGUUAUCUCCUUUCAAAAGGAUUACACAACAAUUGAAUUUUGAUUUAAAAAGUCCUGAUUUUGAUGAUUUUGUUACACCUGAUACGCCAGAAUGCAUGAAAGAUUUGUGGAUAAAAGAUAAAAAUGGUUAUACGGCUUCGUUUAACGAACAUGUUCACGUAAAUCAUCAUAUUAAUACUAAUCAGGAUGUUGAAAAGAACGAAGAAAAUUUUGUUAUUUUUCCUGAUGUUGAAAAUGAUGGUAAGAAUUCUGAAAUUGAAGAAAAUUGCAUGGAAACUAAUCAAAAUGUCGACAAUGGGAAUAAUCCUGUUAAUGAAACUAUUGCUAACAUCAAAUCCGAAAAUAACGAGGAAAGAGAGGAGGAAAUCAAAAUUGACAUUGAUCCGUGCAAACGGUUUUUAGAUACUCAAAAAAUGUGCAAUUCACCUUCUGCUAAUUAUUAUAAACCUACUGAUGAACCUGAGCCCUGGGAUCUAACUCAAUUAAAUAUUGAAGCAAGCGUAAUGUGUUUAGUAUCGAAAGUGAAAUUUCUUUGUGGAAGGUGCAGUAGUCCCGCAGUACGAUUGCGAAAUAAAAAUGUUGUAGGAAGAUCACAUAGUCUAAAAGGAUGUAUUCCAAAUAAUCGUAAUAAAAAUGCCCAAGUUGUAACAAUUCAACCAAAAAAUGAUAUUAAAAACGACGAAUCGAGUAAAUUGCUUGAAAGCGUGGAAAAUAAUUCAAAUUUUCGACAACAAUUGAGUCCAGGUUCGGAAAUGACGAUGCCAGCUUUUUCUAAAGCUAAAGAAGUGUGUCAAGCUGUCGAUUCGAUGACGAGAGUGAUUAAAUGCAAUUCGGGACAAAGGAAUAAAUUCACCGAGGGUCUAGAUUUUGCCUCGAUCGUCGAUUGGACAAGUGAGCUAAGACCAAGUAUGAAAAAACUACGACAAGCUAUGGAUGGUUUGCUGAAAACUGCUCGAUUGACUCAUUCGGUAUUCAGAGUGCAAGAAGAUCCAAAAGCGGCUCAACGUGCUUGCAAUGUUCGUUAUAGACGAGAUGUCUGUUUCAGUCAAGCAUUGACUAGUCUAGUAUCGGGAUUGAUGGCGAAACUUUGGUGUCAAAGACCUGAUCCUAUGUUUCUUUUAAUCUUGACCACUCUUGGUCCUCUAGUUUCAUUUGAAGGUCUUCUCAGUUAUUAUGGAGAUGAAAUAGAUAUGUGGGGAGAUAUGACUGUAGCGAUAGAAGAUAUGCAUACAGUAACUUUUACGUUAACCAGAUGUGGCAUUGAACCAAGGCUUGAAGGAAACAAUAAUGCUCCGUUUCAACAACCAUUACCAAAAGUGCUUGGUUCUCGAGCAGCCUUAACAGUGAUACUUCCAGUUCCAGAUGCGAUUUAUUCUCUUCUUCCGCUAGUCCCUUCUUCUAGACAAACGAUUUCCUUCAAUGUUACUCCUGUUUUUUUUAAUGUUGGUAUUAAUGAAAUGGCUUCUCUGGCAGAAAGUCUCGGAACCACAAAACCGCAAGAAAAAAGCAAUAUGGAUAAUUUUGAAAGACUAAACGAGUAUUACUUACGAUUCAAGAAACUUAAUUUACCGACAGAGACAUCGACACGACUUGGUGCAAGAUCACCUCUUGGUCAAACUUUAGUAGAACUGAUGGCCAAUUUAAAAGCAAGUGUUCAAGCCAAAGUAAAUAAGAACGUUGAAAUUUUACAAUUAUCUUCUCAAAUUUGUCGGAGAAUGCGCGGUUUGAGAUUUACUAGCUGCAAAAGUGCAAAAGAUCGCACUGGAAUGUCUGUUACGUUGGAGCAAGUGAACAUCUUAACUGCCGAGUAUCAUCUAGCCGAGCAUGAAUACAUAAGAGCGCUCGACUGUAUGCGAAGCGAAGGAUGUCGGCGAGAGAAUACAUGGAAAAAUAUUGGAAUUCGGAAAUACGCGUUUAAUAGUUUGCAAAUACUGACAUUUCCGAAAUUGUAUCGUCCACCAACAGGAACUUAUGGAUCGGCGCAAACUUAAAAAAGAGGUUUAAAUAGUAAAAAUACUUGAUUUUUCCAGAAUGUAUAUGAUAACAGUAUGGUAUGAAUCCAUUCAUAUGAAAAACAAAAAAUGGAUUAAAUUAGAUCGAACUUUACUUGUACAAAUUAUGCAUAUAUAUACAUAUAUGUAGUUUUUAUUCUCUUAGACUCGAUAAGACACGAGUCAAAUCGUUAUGAAAUCAAAAAUUCUAUUUGUUUGGUAUGAUGUAUACAUACACACGCUAUGUGUGCUGAUCGACUUAUCAUGGAAACGAAAGCGAGUGCCAUUUUAUUUAGUCUAUCGCGUGUUAGUAACAAAGAUUGUAAAAUUUUUAAAUGAUGUAUUUUUAUUAUUUCUGUAUAUAGUACUUUACUUUAGAUAAAGAUAUAGAAAAUGUAAUAAGAUAUUUAAAAAUUUUAUCAAAAUUCACGUUAUGUGCCAAUGAUUGUAUUUAUUAAAAAAUGUUUCAUCAUGAUAAUGUUCGUACGAGUAAAACAUCUUGAUUGAUAAAAUUAAAAUUUAAUCAUCGAUAAACAUUGGUCUUCUUACAAUAAACUAAUGAAUAAUUAAUUAAAGAAGUAUUAAUCGAUGAUUCAAAUUGAAAAACUUGUGAUGAUUAUCACAUUUCAUUAAUUUUUCUCACAUAUAUUUCCGAAAAUUCAUUUCUUCAUUUAAAUCAUUUUAUUUAAUCGUUAUGAAUUUAUUUGAUCAUUAAUAGGUUAUUCUGUUAUUUUCUUUUGAAAUAAUUUCAUCGGCAAUAAAAUGUAUAAUAUUAAAUUCGCAACGAAACUAAGUACGUUGUGUGAGUAUGAAAUUCUGCAGAGAAAAUAUAAUAUCUUGUUAGAGUACAAAUUAAAUUUUAAAUGAACUAUUAUCUUUUCAUUUAAAUAUAUGUACGCACACACAAUACAUACAUGCAAAGUAAAAAAUAUAUAAUAUAUAUAUAUUUUUUAUAACUUUA
Messenger RNA from Apis cerana (Asiatic honeybee), 5085 nucleotides. RefSeq names its product inositol polyphosphate-4-phosphatase type I A. Gene Ontology annotation, cellular component: cytoplasm. Lineage: Eukaryota; Metazoa; Arthropoda; Insecta; Hymenoptera; Apidae. Gene Ontology annotation, molecular function: phosphatidylinositol-3,4-bisphosphate 4-phosphatase activity. The record is from RefSeq and is a predicted model, not a curated record.